Molecule: messenger RNA, 513 nt
Organism: Bipolaris maydis ATCC 48331
Lineage: Eukaryota; Fungi; Ascomycota; Dothideomycetes; Pleosporales; Pleosporaceae
Source: RefSeq, a predicted model, not a curated record
AAGAAUCGCAGCGCUUAAAUAAGCUGAUUGAUCGUAAGUCCCAGACCUCCAACUUGAACUAUUUACACCUAGCAUUUAUUAGUCGGAAUGCGACGCGUAGUUCUAUCCAACACAACCCUAUCUAACGGCACCGUCAUCCCCAAAGGCUACAAAACUCGCCGUCGAAACCCGCUUCUCGGACCCGACUCUCUGCCCAACAGCGAGCACUUUGAAGCAGAUCGGUUUCUCAAGCUGCGCGAUACUGACCAGAGUAAGUGGUAUUUCGUGACGGGGUCACCCGAACACCUAGGAUUUGGAUACGGAAAGCAUACUUGCCCCGGCCGCUUUUUCGCCAGCAAUGAGAUCAAGAUUAUCAUAUGCUACUUGCUCGUCAAAUACGAUUGGAAGUUUGCCGAGGAAGAAAGACUGCCGACUCUUUUUGCUGGAGCGGAGUAUAUUUUUAAUGAUAAACAAAAGGUUGAGGUGAAGAGCAGGUGGGAAGAGAUUGAUCUGGGUUGCCUUUGGGUUGUAUAA